CUUUCUCCCUCCCUUUCUUCUUCUUCCAAUUUCCUCGAUUAUGUUUUAGGGUUUAGCGAUCGCAGUUCACAGCAACACCUCUAAUCCCACCAAAAUCACAUCAAAAGCCUAAAAUCCAUUUUCCCACAGCUCCUUCCGGCGUUCUUGACACCCUGCUUCUUCUUCGGCUUCUGUUGUUCCGUGCUGUUCUAGGGUUUCUUCUCCCGUGUUCGAUGAGGGUUAUGAAAGCUAGGGAUUCGAGCAAUCGGUGUGCGAACAGGAGGAUUUGUUUGGAUUCGAGACAAUGAGCGCUGUCAACAUUACAAAUGUCACCGUACUGGAUAAUCCAGCAUCAUUUCUGGCUCCCUUUCAGUUCGAGAUAUCGUACGAGUGUUUGACUCCCCUAAAAGAUGAUUUAGAGUGGAAACUCAUUUAUGUUGGAUCUGCUGAGGAUGAGACAUAUGAUCAACUACUGGAGAGUGUACUUGUUGGGCCCGUCAACGUUGGAAACUACCGUUUUGUAUUACAGGCAGACCCACCAGAUCCAUCCAAGAUUCGUGAAGAAGAUAUCAUUGGUGUGACAGUGCUUCUUUUGACUUGUUCAUAUCUGGGUCAAGAAUUUGUCCGAGUGGGAUACUAUGUUAACAAUGAUUACGAUGAUGAGCAACUGAGAGAGGAACCCCCACCAAAGGUCUUGAUUGAAAAGGUCCAAAGAAAUAUUCUCUCUGAUAAACCUAGGGUAACAAAAUUCCCCAUAAAUUUUCAUCCUGAAAAUGGUGGAAAUGAAGUACCUCCUUCAUCUGAUCACCCUGCUGAAAUUGAUGAAAAUGAAGAAGUUCCUCCUUCACCAGAUCAUUUAUCAGAUGAGCAGCAAGCAUGAAUUGCAGAAUCCCAUGAACCAUGCCUGGAUGCUUCUUUCAUGUUUCUCCCUGCUUCUCUUUCAUCGACAAAAAGUCAUCUCAAAACAGAAAAACUGCCAGUUUUAAGCGUAGAUAACCCAGUAAUCAUUUUGGGAGAUGUAUUUUCCAGAAAUUUAAAGUUGAAACUUCAUCCAUGAAUCAUAUUCUGACGACAUUCUGAUGAGUGAUGAAGAUGUUCAAUGGAGUGAUGUUUCAGGUCAGGCAUACUGGGUUCUAUUAGUAUUUUGCUGUUUUGUUUGUUAAACCACUGUUUGAUUGAGAUGACUGAUUUCUGCCCUUCAAAUUGGAUUUGUCAAGGUCUGUAAUACUAGCAACGAUGAAUUCUGGUUGUAUUUUCUUCCAUCUGUUCCAUGUCAACUGCAUGUUUCUUUAAUAUGACUCUAUAAACAUAUUGUUCAUAGGUUUAGCAAGCACUGUCUGACACAAGUGUCUUGAUAUGUAUGAAAAAGAGUUUUGUAAUUCAAAUUGUAUCGGAUUGCAAGACAAGUAGAGUCCUCAAGAAUUGCAAACCAAUGGACUUAUAAAUGUAUGUAUAUAUA
Messenger RNA from Rubroshorea leprosula, 1438 nucleotides. Lineage: Eukaryota; Viridiplantae; Streptophyta; Magnoliopsida; Malvales; Dipterocarpaceae. The record is from the annotation of a GenBank genome assembly.